AUGGCCACUCCCGCCCCCAACCCCCGCGCUUCUCUCCUCGCCGGCCUCCGCACUGGCGGCGUCCGUUCCUCCUCGGGCCCCAUCCCGCACACUGCCGCUCCCGCAGGCACCUUCAACAUUCCCCGCAUCAUUGCCCCCAACCAAGAGGACAACUAUUUCCCUCCUGAGGAAGAAGAGGAGCUCUCCAACAUGAUGUCCCAGAACCUUUACGUCCAGAACCACCCUCGCCAGGCGCCCAUGACUGCGGCUGUGGAUGGCAUCCCGAACCGCUUCCAGCACCAACAGCAGCACACCAUGAACGGCGGCAUGCCCUUCAACAUGAACCCCAACAACAUGAACUCCGCUCAGCUCCAGCAGGUUCAACUCCAGCUCAUGCAAAUGGAGCUCGCUCGCAUGCAGGCUCAACAGUACCAGGCUGAACUCAUCGCUCAAGCUCAGGCUGCCCAGAACCGCCAGCGUCAGGCGCAGCAAGGCAACCGCCCGAUGAACACCUCGUUCGAUCUUCGCGCGAACAACAGCCAGAUGCGCCGCAUGAAUCAGGCCGACCACCUUCGCUCCACGCUUGGCGUCUCGGAAGACCAAGUUCCCAUGACGGCCGCCCUCAACGGCAAGUUUGGUAGCCGCCUCGCCUCCGGCAAGUACGACUCGGACGAGGAUGAUUUCUCCUCCGUUGGUGCCCGCCCUCCGGCGACUCCAAGCUACACCACGGUUAUCAGCGGUGGUACCUCGCUCGGUGCUCCUCCGACCCCCACCAUUCAAUCCAAGUCGGAUGCCGCAGUCUCGUGGCGUCGGGCCCCAAACAACUCGGUCUUGAGUGCCAACCGUGCCGUUUCAUCGCCCACUGUGAAGAUCACCCCGCCGCCCAGCGAGCGCGUUUCUCCACCCCCUGGACUCGCCGGUGGCAAGGUUCGCCCCACUCCCCUCCGGUUCACCGCCCAGACCUCGCAGCGUGCUGUCGCCAUCGACGGUGAUGGUGUUGAGGCGGACGACAGCUCUUCCUCCUCCAAGUCCAACUCCUCGCCCAGCACUCCCCACUCGGCUGGUUCCGGCGACGUCCCCCUUUCGCCUCGUGAGGAUGCGACCAAGAGGCUGUUCGAAGGUCUCGGUAUUGGUCGUGCUCCGUCCGGCAUCAACGUCGUCGUCCCUCAGGACUCGCAGAUGGUCGUGCAGCGCCUGGCAAGCACCCCUGUUCGCCAGCCUCGCGGCCCCCCUUCAAACAACGAGGAGCUCGUCCCUAAGAACUUCGCGACCCGUAGCAGGCGCAAGGCCGUCGACGCCCUGCUGGAGCACGCGCGCGAGCGCCGUGAGAUCAUCGUCGAGGCGUACUAG
This is a messenger RNA of Epithele typhae, 1329 nucleotides long. RefSeq lists its product as uncharacterized. The transcript is spliced from 3 exons. Bases 1 to 1329 code for a protein of 442 amino acids. NCBI's taxonomy places the organism in Eukaryota, Fungi, Basidiomycota, Agaricomycetes, Polyporales, Epitheliaceae. The record is from RefSeq and is a predicted model, not a curated record.